UUACUCAUCCACUUGCUAACAAACUUUAAAAGAAAUAUCAAGAAAAUACAAAAAAAAUGGUGUCCAAAACAGUUUUCAUUUUCUGCGCGCAAGCCUUAUUCAUCCAGUGCAUAACAGCUUACGUCUGCGAACCAAAAGUCUACGAAGAGCCAUGUACAAGAUCUCUAGCUUUCAACCCGGCUUCACUCGCCGCGUCCAACGGAGGAAGCUUCACGAUCACAAGCUCAUCGCCUAUCUCGCCAACCGGCGUUACCAUGAAAUCAGAUAACGCUUACGAAGGUCCCGUGAAUGUUGGCGGAGAAAUUCCUUUCCUCGGUGCUGUAGAGGUCGAUGGCGCGUUACCUACAGCAGGUGCAGGAGGCAUUUCAUACGGGUGCGGCAAUGGAAACGUAGCUAUACUUAGUGAGAAUUUGAACGGGAACAGAGUGGGUUAUGGCGCGGGUUAUGGCCUGGGGUACGGUACAGGGUACGGGUAUGGACCAGUGUAUAAGGGGUGCGCUUAAAUAUAGAUAAUUUUUAGUUA
Colias croceus (clouded yellow) is the source of this 523-nucleotide messenger RNA. Its product is annotated as chorion class B protein M3A5-like. NCBI's taxonomy places the organism in Eukaryota, Metazoa, Arthropoda, Insecta, Lepidoptera, Pieridae. Bases 57 to 503 code for a protein of 148 amino acids. The record is from RefSeq and is a predicted model, not a curated record. Gene Ontology annotation, cellular component: egg chorion. Gene Ontology annotation, biological process: multicellular organism development; chorion-containing eggshell formation. The transcript is spliced from 2 exons. Gene Ontology annotation, molecular function: structural constituent of egg chorion.